CCAAGUUCGCAUCUUUUUCUGCCAUGCAAACCUUGUCAUAAAAUUAUAAUCACCUCUAACUUUCAAUUCGUUCAUCCUCUCCGGCAAUGUCUAGCAGAAGAUCUCGUUCCCAGCAAGGCAGUUCGUCAAUCAAUGACGCCCAGAUGGCCGAUCUCAUUUCAAAGUUACAACGACUUAUUCCCCUUGACGUUAAUCACACCACUACUUCCAAGGUUUCAGCUUCAAAGGUACUCCAGGAGACAUGCAAUUACAUUAGAAGAUUGCACAAAGAAGUCGAUGAUUUGAGUGAGAGAUUAUCAGAGCUUUUGGAAUCAACAGAUACCAACAGUGCUCAAGCCGCUAUCAUCAGGAGCUUAAUUAUGUGACUAUAUAUUGAGUAUAUCCGGUUUAAUAUUAGUUUUUAAUCUCAUGUAUAAGUUAAGGAGUUUUAUCAAUUAAUACGCAUGCUUUUCUUCGCACAUUAUAUUAAUUCGAGGCUAUCUGGUAACAACCUUCUAUUACUUCUUUAUGUUCGGACAGCUACCAUGUAACUUCUAUAAUUUCCUUUAAUCAACAUUUACUACUUCUAACUUC
Molecule: messenger RNA, 573 nt
Organism: Lactuca sativa (garden lettuce)
Lineage: Eukaryota; Viridiplantae; Streptophyta; Magnoliopsida; Asterales; Asteraceae
Product: transcription factor PRE6
Biological process (GO): regulation of DNA-templated transcription; regulation of growth
Molecular function (GO): protein dimerization activity
Source: RefSeq, a predicted model, not a curated record